UCACAAUCUAGAAAAUAGCCUGUAAGUGAGGAUUUAUUUUACAUAACUCGACUGCAAUUACCUGCUUUUUUGGACCAAAUUAGAUAAGUCUACUGUUACCACUAGCCAAACUGAUUGUCUGUGUGUGAAAAGCCUAGCUUUCUACAUUGGAAUCCAUCAGUCGUCUGUCAGAAUAUUGAAUGGGCACUGUGCAUUCAGGAACACCUUAGCUGCAGCUGAAGUGGCACCGGGAUUUGGAAAAAUUGUCUUAAAAACAUGCUACAAAUUGGGGACGGUGUCACCUGCCUGUCGGCAGUGUUUAUCGUGCUUCUCCUUGGAACCAGGAGCGCGCUAUGGUCCACGGUUGUCACUACAUCACUUUACUUUUUUCUGGUGAUGUUCCGAUUCCCGCAAGUCCCGGCGAGCCGAGCACGGCAGGUGCUGCGGCCUGAAAAAUCGACCGCCGGGGCGAUUUCUGUCAUUGCUCACCGGGGUGGCGGUCACGAUGCCCCAGAAAACACCUUAGCGGCUAUCCGUGAAGCCAGUCAGAAUGGAGCGACAGGCGUCGAGCUGGACUUGGAGUUCACCGCCGACGGGGUGCCUGUUCUCAUGCAUGACGACACUGUGGACCGGACCACCAAUGGGUCAGGACCCCUCUGCAAGCUGCGCUUUUCUGAAAUCACCAAACUUGAUGCUGCAGCCAAGCACCGCCUCAGAGAGCGCUUCCGAGGGGAGAAGGUACCCACGCUGCAGGAGGCUGUAGAGGAGUCUAUUAAACACCAGCUGACCAUCUACUUUGAUGUCAAAGGUCAUCCAGAUGAGGCAGCAGCCACUCUGAAGGACUUGUAUAAGAAGCAUCCAGUCCUGUACAACACUAGCGUUGUCUGCUCCUUUGAACCAAAAGUCAUCUACAGGAUGCGCCAGGCAGACCCAGGGGUGGUGACUGCACUGACCCACCGGCCGUGGAGCCUCAGUCGCCUAGGCGACGGCACGCCACGCUUCGAUGCCGCAUGGAAGCACCACUGGCACCAGGUGUUGGAUGUCCUGCUGGACUGGGCCCACCAUCACGUGCUGUGGCACCUGUGUGGAGUGUCUGCUUUCCUGGUGCAGAAGAACUUUAUUUCCCAGGACUAUGUGCAAUACUGGGCGGAUCGGGGUGUAGAGGUGGUUGCCUGGACCGUGAACACGGCGGUGGAGAAGCAGUACUACCAGGAGCUGCUGAAGGUCAACUACAUCACCGACAGCCUGAGGGAGGACUGCGAUCCGCACUACUGACCCACCCGAGUCCCUAAGUCCCCAAGUCCCAAGGAACAACACCUACCUACCGCGCGCACUGACGCAAUUGCCAAAUUCCCCACGGCCUUCAAGUAAAAACGUGUAAAUAUGAUAUUACUUAAGUACUGUAUAAUGCAGGCCCACUCAGGUGCAACUACGCUCAGACUUUUAAGCGGAAGAGUAGAGUUCGUAAAAACGAUUGUUCCAGAUAUUUAAAUAUGUGCCGUUUCCUCGUGCAACUACUCGCAGGCCUUUGUGUGGUGGGGAAAGGGAGCAUUACUGCUUCCAUGGCCAUGAAAAGGUUUAAACGCUCAUAAACAUGAUAUGAAGAUGUUUUAGAUUCCUGUAAUUUCAUUGACGCAAUGAAUGUGUGCAUGCAAUAUUUCAAGAUGUACAGUCCUUACUUAUUUCAAACAAAGAAAACAACCAUUCUUUAGAAUACCACAAAAAAAACAACCACCAUCCUUUAGAAUACCAUUAACACUGGACCACUAUCUAACAGCAAAGCUGUACUAGAGCUGCCAUGUAAGUUUAAGUGUCAUUGUAACCUUGACUCAAGCUACUAAUGAUCAUUUUCCCAUCAAAUCACAUUAUAAAAUAUUUCUGCUAUAGCCUUAGUUUGUAUUUAUUGGGUUAUCCUCAAACUUGACAGUGAGUAUCAGAAAUGGAACCAGCAGCAAUACGACAGAUAACAUCAUAUCUUCCAGUACAAGGUGCCUGGCAGCUAACAUAUUCAUCAUGUUAGAAUUCUGCGAUUUGUCUUGAUUAAAGGUUUAGCUCACAAAUAAAAGCCUGAUCAUAU
Molecule: messenger RNA, 2056 nt
Organism: Sardina pilchardus (European sardine)
Lineage: Eukaryota; Metazoa; Chordata; Actinopteri; Clupeiformes; Clupeidae
Gene: gde1
Product: glycerophosphodiester phosphodiesterase 1
Exons: 7
Coding region: 256-1254 (332 amino acids)
Biological process (GO): ethanolamine metabolic process; phospholipid metabolic process; N-acylethanolamine metabolic process
Cellular component (GO): plasma membrane
Molecular function (GO): glycerophosphodiester phosphodiesterase activity
Source: RefSeq, a predicted model, not a curated record